AGUCCGCUCGUAGGUUCUGUGAAGGAGGGCGGUGAAGACCACGGGUCAUCCCGUCACGUGCAGCUGACCUCCUUGGGUUCCCCUUGGGCCCCGCGCUCCCCUCUCUCGGUUACGACCCAAAUCAUCGCGCAGCUGAGAGAAGAGCAGCAAAAUUCCCGGGUUCCAGAAUUCUUCUCUUGUUUCAGCCCUAUUUUUUCUUCUUUCACAGCUCAGAUCUACAAAUCGGCGAGGAUCUGGAAGGAUCAUUCCCUGAAUUUCUGGAGGUCAUAAUUCAGUGAAACCUCGAUCUAUAUUUCAACUAGUCAAUAUGGAGACAGUAAAUGUUUACCUGUGAGGGUAAUAAGGUACAAUCACUGAGAUGGAGUCCACCAGUAUGGAACUUUACUGCUCCAUUCCAUUUUGAUCUGUUUGCUCAGGCAAAAACCUUCAAUCAAGAAACCUUACUGGGGAGAAGAUGCCUAAAAGAACCCUAGUUGCUUCUUCCCCGGGAUAUAUUUCUCCUAAGACUUUCAAACACAUAUCACCUCCAAAACCUCUAAGCUUGAGAAGAGGACCUACAAGGGAGAUAGCGUUCUUCUUACUGAAAGUUGCUGCUCUAGAGGCUGUAAGAAGACUCUCCAGAGCAAGGUGUCCAUUUGUAUGGCGGGCUGUUCAGGCUUUUCAAUGUCUUUGCUAUCCACCAUUCAAAUGGAUUCAAAGAUGGACACCCCUUAGGAUAUUGGUCAAAGGUGCACAGAAUGUUUCAAGCCCAUUAGUGUUUCUCUCGAUUGCAACAACUUUUUCUGAUCAUUUUGCAAAUUGUAAAAGGACAUCUGAUAGUGUGGAUGAUGCCGAAGCACAUUGUGAAUCACCUAGUAGGUCAUCAGCUUCUGAGAUGAGGAACUUUGAUGAAUCUCCUAAGGAUACAUUGCCCGAAUCUUGGUUGGUUCAACUUUCUAGAGAAUUGGAAAAACAGGGAAUUACUUUACCUGAAAGGAUCGAUGAGGAUGAGCUUCACAGAUUCUAUACUGCAUCAAAUGGUGACAUUUCAUGCUUGCUUUCAUCUCUCAAGAGGACCAUUCGUUGGAGGGAAACUUACAACAUACUCUCAUCACAAGAACUAGAAACGUGGUCACAUUUGAUUUUUUGGCAUGGAUUUGAUGUGAUGUUUCGACCUUGCCUUGUCAUCCGCAUUGGACUUGCAUGCUCUAGUUUAAUGCCUCAUAAUAGGCCACGCUUUGUUCAAGCUAUUGUUUCUCAAAUAGAACAAGGAGUCCUGCAUUUGGUUCAUGAAGAAAAUCCACGCAUUACAGUUUUAGUGGAUUGUGAAGGGUUAUCUCCACUCAAAUUUCCAAUGCAAAUGAUGAGAUCUUGUUCCACUCUUGUACAAGAUCAUUAUCCAGAUCGCCUUGGGGCUUUAUUCGUUAUGCGUCUUCCUCCGGUUGUUCGAGUUAUUGCACAGACAUUUUUUCAAGUUCUGAAGCCCACAACUCGGCAAAAAUUGCGUGUUGAGGGACCAACAUACCUGAAGGUUCUUUCUGAAUUCCUUCAGACUGUGCCGGCUUGUUUAGGUGGGAACUGCACUUGUUCACAUUGCAGGAGGCUUGUUGCUGGCAGCUCUCUAGGCCGAAUGGAAGAUACGAGCAGAAGCCAGCAUCACAGAAAUGUUUCAGAUGAUGAUGCAGCUGUCAAUGGUUACCCAAACACUGAUCUUCCAAUGAAUGUUAACUGCGACCAUGUACUGAGGGCUGUAAUAGUAGUCUUCCUCAUGCUGUGGAUUCUCAUUUCAUUUUUUGCAGGGAUGAAUGAUACUGAAUCUCCUUCAUCGCAACUAUCAUAAAGUGCUACAUUUGCUCAAUUUCUUUUUUGAAUAUUCUGUCAUUAGCUAACAAUAUCCCUACUAAGUAUCUUUAUUGAAAAUAAUGGAUAUAUUACAGAGCUAUGUGUGAUUAGUAUACCUGGUA
Molecule: messenger RNA, 1943 nt
Organism: Phoenix dactylifera (date palm)
Lineage: Eukaryota; Viridiplantae; Streptophyta; Magnoliopsida; Arecales; Arecaceae
Product: SEC14 cytosolic factor family protein / phosphoglyceride transfer family protein
Source: RefSeq, a predicted model, not a curated record